This is a messenger RNA of Zasmidium cellare ATCC 36951, 3678 nucleotides long. RefSeq lists its product as uncharacterized. Gene Ontology annotation, molecular function: ATP binding; ATP hydrolysis activity. Gene Ontology annotation, biological process: protein import into peroxisome matrix. Gene Ontology annotation, cellular component: peroxisome; cytosol; peroxisomal membrane. The transcript is spliced from 3 exons. NCBI's taxonomy places the organism in Eukaryota, Fungi, Ascomycota, Dothideomycetes, Mycosphaerellales, Mycosphaerellaceae. The coding region runs from base 1 to 3678 and encodes 1225 amino acids. The record is from RefSeq and is a predicted model, not a curated record.
AUGUCCACCCGCCCCGGCUCCUCCACCUUCGAAAUCACCCUCCUCCCCAAUCUCAAAAACUGCCUCCUCAACCUGCCGCCCACUCUCGCCUCCGCCCUUGUCAACGCCAACACGAUCGCGCAGAAUGUAGUUGUCGAGUUGCAAUGGCGGUCGAGUCAAGAGCAGCAGCUGCAGAGGGGCAAACCCGCCGCAAGCACCACCCAGAGUGCGUUUCUGGGAUGGACGGGCAUGCAGAGCCAGAGUAAGAGGAAGGAGAGGGGCGAUGUGCAGACUGUGGAGGUGGAUGCUACGUUUGCGAGGUUGCUUGGGUUGGGGGAAGGGGUAAAGGUCAAUGUCUCGUUGCAUGUAGAGCCUCCGAUGGCGCAUACGGUGAACAUCGAGCCGUUGAGUGCGACGGAUUGGGAGAUCAUCGAACUCCAUUCCUCGUUCUUGGAGAUGAACUUCCUCAGUCAAGUCCGCGCGCUGCCAAACCCCACCGCUGGACAUAACCAUCCGAUCACGCUCCAUCUUACACCGACGUCCACCGCGAAUAUCCGAGUCACGUCCCUCACGCCUGCGCCUGCUGCUACGCGAGAGUUUGUUAAGAUUUCCCCGGACGCCGAGGUCAUUGUGGCGCCGAAGACGAGGGAGAGGUCUUCGAGACCGGGAAGCUCGAGGGAUAAUCGAUCGACGGCGAGUACGAGUCGGAGAAGUGCGGGUGGGAGGAGCACGACGAGUAAUGCGCGACAUCGCAGCGCGCAUGAGAGUGAGAAGGCGAGACCGCCGUUGUUUCUGCGGGGUGUUACGAGGGGGCUGAAGAACGAGUGGUUUGAGGAUGGUGGCGACGAUAUGAAAGAUGACGGACUGAGGAUAUGGCUGGAUCGGGAACACCUCCUAUCCAAGACACUGAGAGGCGUGACCUGGGUUGCUGUGCAAGUCGUCAAGCCAGCUGGUUUGCAAGAGCCUGUCGAUCCGCAGAGUGCGCCUAAUCCGGAGCAGCAGCCUGCUUCGAAGGUCGUCGCGAAGCUCUGUGCCUGGGAAGAUGCCCCGGACAGUCGCCAUGUGGCUCUAUCGACAUUGCUGUGUGCUACGCUGGGAGCAGAAGGAAUUGUGGGUGGGAUUGUGCGUAUCGAUCCUGCGCCUGCGCCUCUUCCUAGAACUGCGUCUGCGAUGAAGGAGCCUUCGCAGCAGGCUAGCAAAGAGGCUAUAGUGAAGAGGUUGAAAGUCACUCCGUUCGCGCCCACUCAGGCUGAGAAGAAGGCUGCUGGGAUCAACUUCGGCGGGAAAUCGAAAAACGAACGAGAUGAGGGCGUGCAAAGAAUCAAGGCGAUCCUGGGGAAAGCUAUUCUGGAAGGCCCUCUUACCGACGGCAUGCUUUUGCCGCCGCGAGAAGGCUGGCCGGGAGGGAUACUGGACUUCGACCCUGCGCCUCCUGGAGACCCUUCGAAGGCGAGGACGAAUUGGCUCAUUGGGGGUGAGAGGAAGUUGGAGAUCUCUUUGCAGCCGGAGACGGCGAGACAAAAAGCAGCUCGAUGGCCGCCUGGUGAGGAUCUGCCAGAGGAAAUACCGGAAAUGGUCGGUAUUGAUGCGACGAUUGAACAGACGAGGAAGAGCCUGUUGCAUACUUCCUCCGUCCUGCUGACGGGAGGUCUAGGCUCUGGAAAGACAUCCCUGGCGCAUCUGCUUGCUCAUCAGCUGCGGAAGGAGUACCUCUUCAAUGUGAUAUACUUCCCAUGCCGGACGCUCGUAACGGAUGAGACGAGAGUGAAGACGAUCAAAGACACGCUCCACCGCGUGUUUGCAUCAGCAGCAUGGAACGCCCGUAUUGGCGGCCGAGCAGUGGUCAUUCUGGACGACUUGGACAAGCUCUGCCCCGUGGAGCAGGAGCUUCAAGUCGACGCCAACGGACGGAGUCGACAGGUUAGCGAAUUGCUGGGACCCAUUGUACGGGAGUGGUGUGGACGAGACACGGGAGUAGUGAUGCUUGCUACGGCGCAGGGCAAAGAAAGCGUUAAUAAUGUCGUUAUUGGUGGACAUGUGGUCAGAGAUAUCGUGGCUUUGAAAGCGCCGAGUAAGGAUGGGAGGAGGAAGGUGCUUGAGUUGCUUGUCAGGCGGGCGCUGAAGACGAAGACGCAAGAGGAUGCGGAUACGGGAGUCAAGAAUGGUGGUGGUGCGGCGAGUGAGUGGAUGGAGGGUUCAGACGGAGAGGACGAGGGCAGGCCGGGUUCUGCUGGGCAAUAUGGGCAUGAGGCUGAUGACCCUGAAGGUGUGACUCUCGAUUCGCAUCUGGAUCUUCUGGAGAUUGCUGGACAGACGGACGGAUAUAUGCCUGGCGAUCUGGCAUUGCUGGUCUCACGAGCACGGAGCGAGGCCUUGAUUCGGGCUAUUUCGAGCGAUUCGAUUUCGGAUGAAGUCACGUUGGGUGGUGAGGAUUUUGAUGCCGCUUUGAAGGGUUUCACGCCGGCUUCUCUGCGUGGUGUUACGUUGCAUUCUUCGACGACGACGUUCGCUGCUAUUGGUGGACUGAAAGAGACGAGGCAGACUCUGCUCGAGACAUUGCAAUACCCGACCACGUACGCGCCUUUGUUCGCCAAGUGUCCGCUAAGGUUACGGUCUGGUCUACUGCUUUACGGAUAUCCCGGUUGCGGAAAGACGUUGCUUGCAUCCGCCGUGGCGGGCGAGUGUGGACUCAACUUCAUCUCGGUCAAGGGACCGGAGAUUCUGAACAAGUACAUCGGUGCUUCGGAGAAGAGUGUGCGGGAUCUGUUUGAGCGAGCAGAAGCUGCGAAGCCCUGCGUGCUGUUCUUCGAUGAGUUCGAUGCCAUCGCUCCUAAGCGUGGGCAUGACAGCACCGGUGUGACGGAUCGCGUGGUCAAUAUGCUGCUCACGAUGAUGGAUGGUGCAGAGGGACUGAGUGGUGUGUACGUCCUCGCUGCCACGUCUCGUCCUGAUUUGAUCGAUCCUGCUCUGCUCCGACCAGGUCGACUGGACAAGAGCUUGAUAUGCGAUAUGCCGAAUGAGGAAGACAGGCUGGAUAUUCUGGAAGCCAUCAGCAAUAAGCUGAAGCUUGACCCGGCUGUAACGGAGAGCACAGGCUCGCAGAGUUUGCAAGAAGUCGCGAAGAAUACUGAAGGGUAUUCUGGCGCAGAUCUGCAAGCCGUCAUGUACAACGCGCACCUCGACGCCAUCCACGACGUUCUCGGCCCUGCAGACGGCGCCGCUCAAGACUUUGGGAAGAAGAAAUCCGACGGCUCCAGGGGCCGGAGUGGAAGCAACAAACAUCAAGAUUUCACAUACUUCAAACCCGGCGACAUCUCCACCAGCCGCCCCAUCACCUCCUCAGGAGAGGCCCCCACAACCCCCGCCCACCAAGCCGCCGAACGCGCCCUCCUCGCCGCCAAACUCUCCGCCCUGCAAGCAACCCGCCGCAAAGCCCGCGCCGAACGCCACGCCGCGCAAGGACGCCCUCCCUCUCGCCAACAGCAGCCGCAAAACGGCACCCAAGAAACGGCGUCCGUGGAACCCGUGAUCUCCUGGAAACAUCUCAGCAAGAGUCUGCAAGAGACGCGGAGUUCGAUCUCGAAGCAGGAGCAGGCGCGGUUGGGCAGGAUUUAUCGCGAGUUUGUGGUGGGGCGGAAUGGGGAUUUGAGUGAUGGGCAGGGCGGGACGGAGAUUGGGGGGAGGACGAGUUUGAUGUAG